AGCCUGGAGACUUAGUUUUGGGAGUCUGGUUUUGGAACAGACGUUGAGCACUAAUGGCAUGCGCUUUGGUUGUGAUCAUUGCUCUAUUUACUAUGGUAAACCAGAUGACGCUUGCUGCGGAUCUGACAUGCGUGGUUGGACCUCAUCACAAAGCGUUUCCAUCACCUGAGCCCGACAUGAGAGCAGACACUGCCUGCAGCCGAUAUUCCAGCCUUUCUUGCUGUGCAGCUAACACCUCGCACUCAAUUGACCAACAGGGUGACCGAGAGCUGUACAAACUUCACUGGGAUGACUGCGGUAACAUAUCAACCUCAUGUGAACGCUACCUCAAAGCUGAAAGCUGUUUUUUCGCAUGUGAUCCAUAUUUGGGACCGUGGAAGGGUUCGGAAAAGUUAUCAUUGUAUGCUGUACCUGUAUGCGCUUCCUUUUGUGACGAGUGGUUCGACGCAUGCAAAGACGUGGCUAUUUGUACACGAAAUUGGAUAACAGACUUCAAAGAAAAUAUUACAACAGGCGAGUAUCAUUGCUCGAAUCAGACAUGUCGCACUUUUACAGAGUGGUAUCAAAAUGGUAAGGGAAUGUGUGACACAAUGUGGGAAAAUUCCUACCAAUAUGAUGCAGAUAACGAGAAUUGUAUGGUAAUGACAUUCACUGGUAACAAUCAUAGUGCGAAUUUCCAUAUUGAACAGAAAAUUGCACACGUAACCUUUGCUAGACUAACUGAGUCUGCAGAUGCCAUCUCAUGA
Corticium candelabrum is the source of this 746-nucleotide messenger RNA. RefSeq names its product riboflavin-binding protein-like. Bases 54 to 746 code for a protein of 230 amino acids. The record is from RefSeq and is a predicted model, not a curated record. The transcript is spliced from 2 exons. Gene Ontology annotation, cellular component: external side of plasma membrane. Gene Ontology annotation, molecular function: signaling receptor activity. NCBI's taxonomy places the organism in Eukaryota, Metazoa, Porifera, Homoscleromorpha, Homosclerophorida, Plakinidae.